AUGAGCUCCAAACAUACUGCUAUGUUUCUGGGUAAAAUUUUGUCGAAUUCUUCGUCUAAAUUCUCCACUUUUGCCGUCGCUUCUCCACAUUAUCAAUCAUUUCUUGUACCAAGAUCCAAUUUUGAUAACAAAAUUAGACACUUUUCAGCUUAUCCCAGAUUCGAUUUCGAAUCAUUGCGUGAAGCCGUUACUCUGUUUCGGGAGAUGCUGAGAAUGCGGCCGCGCCCUUCCGCCUCUAAUUUCACGAAAUUGUUGGGUGUUGUGGUCAAGAUGCAACACUACCAUGUUGCCCUCCAUCUGUUCGACGAAAUGCUUAAAAGCGAUGCUCCUCUAAAUCACUACACCUUGAAUAUUGCGAUCGAUUGCUUCUGCCGCCUGAAAAGACCGGAUUUCGGGUUUGCGGUUUUAGGCAGUUUUUUCAAGCGCGGGUUCGAGCCUACUGUGGUGACCUUUAACACCCUCAUCAAAGGGCUUAUGUUGGUUCGAAAGAUCGAAGAGGCUGCACGACUGUUGGGGAAGUUGUCGGCCGAGAAACUGUGCGAUCCCAAUGAACGCACGUAUAAUGCUAUGAUCAACGGGUUAUGCAAAGCUGGAGCUACUUUCAAGGCGCUUGAAUUGCUCAAUCUAUUGGAAAACGAAAGCUGCAAACCUGAUGUUUAUGCUUACAAUAUCGUUAUUGAUGGUCUAUGCAAGGAUGGAAAAGUGGAUGAUGCUCUCCAACUCUUCUCCACUCUCCGUGAUAAGGGGAUAUCACCCAAUGUUGUGACCUAUAAUUCAAUAAUCGAAACGCUAUGUCAUUAUAAUAGAGGGAACGAGGCUGAAGACGUGGUGAAGGAGAUGCUGGCUAAAAAUGUCUACCCAAAUGUGGUUACCUAUAGUGUUUUUGUAGAUUCUCUUUGCAGAGAGGGGAGGAUGGGAGAGGCGGAGCGUAUGUUGGUCAUUAUGAAGCAAAAUGAUGUUCAACCCGACAUUGUCACAUACAUUAGCUUGAUUAAUGGAUAUUGUAUCCGUGGAGACAUGGAUGAAGCUGAAAACGUUUUCCAAUUGGCAGAGAAAUCUGGCAUCAAGGCUGAUUUUGCAACCUAUUGUAUCUUAAUGAGUGGGUACUGCAAAAAAGGGCGAGUGGAUGAAGUUUCACGCCUUUUUGCUAUGGUUCGUGCCAAAGGGUUUGAACACGAUGUGGUUUCCUAUACCAUAAUGAUUGAGGCCUUAUUUCGUGAAGGAAAAUGUGAAGAUGGCUUCAAAUUAUUCAGAGAGAUGGAAGCUCGUCGAGUGUCUCCUGAUGUAAAGACAUACACUGUCUUGUUGGAUGGUUUAUGCAGAGCUAAUUGUAUCAAUGAAGCAUUUUCGAUGCUACAUACCAUGGAAGACAAAGGCGUGAUUCCAAAUAUAGUAACAUAUUGUGUCCUCAUCGAGGGAUUGUGCAAAAAUGAUAAAGUUUCGCAAGCAAGGGAUGUGUUCGACGAACUUCCAUCCAAAGGUUUGCAGCCCAACGUUGUAACAUAUACGGUUCUUGUUGGUGCGUAUUGCAAACGGAGGCAGAUGGAUGAGGCGAAGGAUUUGAUGACGCGGAUGGUAAGCAGCGGUUGCUUACCCGACACUGUGACGUACAAUGUUUUUGUGCAAGGUCUUCUCAAGUGGAACAAGAUCGACGAUGCGAUUCCGUUGUUGGAAGAGAUGGAUUCAAGGGGAUUCAAGCUCAACUCCGCCACUUUUUCUAUGCUGAUUGAACCUCUGCAAAGAGAAGGCAAAGAUAAGGCUCUCUUUGAUAUAGUGAAGAAGCUUGUACCAAAGGACAUUUGGUCUUGAUUGAAACUGGUUAAAUGACAUUAACUAUGGAUUUUGAAUGUGAGAAUGUAAAAUUAAACCUUUUGUAUUUUAUUUUUUAAUGUUGAUAAAAUU
This is a messenger RNA of Salvia hispanica, 1902 nucleotides long. RefSeq lists its product as uncharacterized. Gene Ontology annotation, molecular function: protein binding. The record is from RefSeq and is a predicted model, not a curated record. Lineage: Eukaryota; Viridiplantae; Streptophyta; Magnoliopsida; Lamiales; Lamiaceae.